This is a messenger RNA of Nematostella vectensis (starlet sea anemone), 2305 nucleotides long. Its product is annotated as protein Wnt-16. Gene Ontology annotation, biological process: neuron differentiation; cell fate commitment; canonical Wnt signaling pathway. The transcript has 4 exons. Gene Ontology annotation, cellular component: extracellular region. NCBI's taxonomy places the organism in Eukaryota, Metazoa, Cnidaria, Anthozoa, Actiniaria, Edwardsiidae. Bases 844 to 1923 code for a protein of 359 amino acids. The record is from RefSeq and is a predicted model, not a curated record. Gene Ontology annotation, molecular function: frizzled binding; cytokine activity.
AAAGCAAUUGUGAACAGUGUGGGGGUUUCACAUCGAGAUGACUACGGAUUGCUGCGGAAUUCCGUUCAUUAGUGGUGUAAAUGCGAGGGGUUUCGAAAGAAGAAAUUCGUCAGUACUUUUGCUACUUUCGACAACCACCGCUGUCUGCUCGUUAAUAUUCUCUUCGUCAUUGAAAUAAGGGUUAUCGGGCGGCCUGAUCAAAACCUAAAUAGUAGCUUGGGUCAAUAUUAUCAGAAAGCUGUCUUCUCAAGUGUUAAAUCCACUGUUUGUUACGUGGGUAGUCGUUCCGCCGCCCUCCGGGUUGGCUGCGAUAACAUUUGAUUCAGAUCAAUUUCUCGUCGGAAGAGAUUUUUUUAACGUGACUUUCUUUGCGUGAAAUUUCCGCGGCAAUUUCCUCGCGACUUACUGGGAGCUGCAACGGAGUCUUGCGGAAUGGGCAGCGAUCACGAGGUCACACCUCGCCCACCACUGGUAUUAAUGCAGUUGUAGCACGCACCUGUUAAAUACCUUAAGUGGGUAUCAGGCCACUAAACGGUUUAACAAACCAUUCUCGCCUUCGAUGGGGCUACCGUGGUCCUUACCUCAAAUCGCUUGCCUAUACCGCAUGCGUGGUAUUCGCUGGUGCAGCAUGGUGGUAUCCGCAUGAUGAGCAAAGCUGUGUCCUCUCUCCGCGCUCGCCUCGUCCACACGGGACUGCCUCGACGGUAGUGACGUCACAUGGUGUUGAUUACCUUGCCAAGAGCCAAUCACUCGUCGAAGGUGCGAAUUAUAGCGAAGUGGUCAUCGAUAUAAAGUCUCGCACGCUGCAAGGGUUAGCUCAUUAUCACAUGUAACACAACCAAUAUGUUGUACCGGACCGUCAGACUUAGAUGGCCGUUCUCCUUGGUGUGGUGGACUGUGCUGAUCGUCGACGCGAACGCCUCGUGGUGGUGGAUGGGAAUAUCUGCAUCUGGGAGCAUCAGUGGGAAUUCCGUUUCGCCGAGUUGUAGCCGAGUGCCAGGGCUCUCGCUGCAGCAGCUCAGAAUGUGUCUUCAAAAACCCGAUGUUAUUCCUAGCGUCAGCCAAGGCGCAAACAUCGGUAUUCACGAAUGCAAGAAACAGUUCAAGUACGAGCGAUGGAAUUGCUCCACGUCUAACGACCCUACAGUGUUUGGCACACUAUUAAAAAUUGCGCACAAAGAGUCAGCCUUUGUAUACGCCAUAACGUCCGCCGGAGUUGUGCACGCCGUCGGCAAAUCUUGCAGUAAAGGCAACCUUACCGAGUGCAGUUGUGAGUCGAAAAGAGGCGCAAGGAAUCAGCCCAAAGGCUGGGAGUGGGGUGGGUGCAGUGAUAAUGUCAACUACGGGGUUUGGCUCUCGAAAACAUUCGUUGACGCGCCGGAGAAGGCGGACAGACGAGCGCGCUCCCAGAGGAAGGCUAGAGCAAUGAUGAAUCUACACAACAAUGAGGCUGGCCGGGAAGCUGUGCUGGCGCUCAUGCGGGUCCAAUGUCGUUGUCAUGGCGUCUCAAGCUCAUGCGCAGUAAAGACUUGCUCCAAAUCUCUACCAAAAUUCGAGGAAGUUGGCGAGGCUUUGAAAGCGGAGUACAAAGACGCCAUUCGAGCUGUGUACAUUAAGCGAAAGCGAAAACUCAAGCGGAAAGAUAACAAGAAACUUCGUAUCCCAUCCUCGUCGCUCGUGUACCUGGAUGAAUCUCCGAAUUAUUGCUACAGAGACAAAAAACUUGGUAUUGAUGGGACCUCGGGUAGGGAGUGUAACAAGAACUCUAGUGGGGUGGACGGGUGUGAUUUACUGUGCUGUGGCAGCGGGUACAACACGCAGACGGUGCGGAGCGUUCAUUCGUGUCAUUGUCGGUUCAUUUGGUGUUGUAAUGUAGUGUGUAAGAAGUGCGAGAAGAUCUUUGAUAGGUAUACUUGUAAAUAGACUAUUCCUGCACGCCUUGAGACUUGCUGAUAACAAGGCCGCCGCCUUUUUGUCUUAAAGCACUGUGGAACCUCUAUUUAAAAGACCGCAAAAGACAGAACGAACGAAACAAUAGAUCAGGGCCACGUAUUUUUUAAGAAGGAAUUUCCCCACCCAGCACAACUCUAUACUCAGUCAAUGGUAUUAUCUGGUUAUUUGUAAUUUCCCGGUAAUACUGUCAAUGAACGGUGGGUAGGAAGAAGCGAGUCAGGCAUUGGCUUUUUAUUUAUUUGCUAUAGACGAUUUAAAAUAGGGCCUGUGGCAGGAUGGGUGUGUGGAUACAAUUUGUACUCUUCUACUGCUUUUUGUUGACGCACUAAUAACAAUUUUGUUAGAGUAUUAA